UAUAUGGAACGGAGUUGAGGGUGUUAUGCGAUGUUGUGUCGCUUGCCUUCGCCGCGUGUUUUCUCAGUUUUUGCUCGACUGAUUGUGCUGUGGUCGCUGUUAACCUUACGGUGUUUAAAAUCGAGUAAAUCUACGGAGUUUUCUUGAAAUCGCCCUUCCUUAAUACGGCUUCGUGAUAUAGGGGUCUGUCGUUUGUACUAAAGACGAUUACGAUUCGUCGACUUGAUCGUGAUUGGAAAAAUCUACAUAAUAUUGUUGUUAAUGGAAUCGUGUUAACAGAUCUCUACAGGCAUUGGAUAUAAAGACAUACAAUACUUGGCUCGAACGAUUCCCAUUCGAAAGUCUUAGAAGAAGAAAUUUGAAAAUGUAUGGAGCAAAUCGUCACACGACACCACACACUCCGUCCGGUCAACCUUUUAAAUUCACUGUUACUGAGUCUUGUGAUCGCAUUAAAGAGGAAUUCAAUUUUUUACAAGCUCAAUACCACAGUUUGAAACUUGAGUGCGAAAAACUUGCCAACGAGAAGACAGAGAUGCAGCGACAUUAUGUUAUGUAUUAUGAAAUGUCUUAUGGACUGAACGUGGAAAUGCACAAACAGACCGAAAUAGCAAAACGACUGAACGCAAUUUGUGCUCAAAUCAUCCCAUUUUUAUCGCAAGAACACCAACAACAAGUCGCGGCUGCUGUCGAACGAGCCAAACAAGUUACAAUGACAGAACUAAAUGCUAUAAUAGGACAACAACAGUUACAUCAACAAGGCCUGCCUCAUAUACACCCUCCACCUAUAUCUUUACCUCACCCAGCUGCUCAUCCACCGCACCUGCCUCCAGGUGUUGGGAGCGUGAUCGAGUUGUCAGGAAUGGUACCGCCACAUCUUCCUAUGGUUCCUGGAAUCAAAGAUGAGAAAGAUCAUCCGCAUUCGAUGUCGCCCUUUGGACCUUCUUCAAGAGACAAAAUCCGACCGUCCGAGCAUUCUUCCCAUGAUAGUGAUGAUGGUAAAGGAUCGUCGUCAAACGCCAAACGCUCUCGUGAUCGUAAAGACUCAGAUAGGGAUCAUGAUAGCGAUGGUGAUAAAAGUGAUGCGGAACUGGUAGUCGAUGAAGAUGCAUCAUCUCCCCCCGGUUUACCUAAUGGCGACCGUGAAUCACCCGUACAUGAAAAGAAAGCGAAGAAAGAGGAAGGAAGUCCACACAGCAUAUCCUCUAGUUCAUCAACUCCCUCAGCGAAACAUAAAUUAUCAGAUAAGAAAGCAUCAUCUCAGUCGUCCUCGUCCCCUGGUCGGGUUGUCUCGUCAUCGUCCGUUAGAAGUGCCAUGUCAUCUGGACCAUACUCCAUGAUGAGUCAUCUGUCCAAUAAUGAUAUCGGAGGCAGCUCCUAUCCUAUGUUGCCCUCAUCAAUGUCCCCAGGAGGAAUCACUUAUAGAGCUGGAAUGAUUGCUUCUCCUAUGGACAGUUCAAGUCGUAUGACACAUUCGCCAGGUUUGCCAAGCUUAGCGAACGGAAAACCAACGUAUUCCUUUGAUGUAUCUAAUGGACAAACAAGGCCGAUGCCUUUUCCUCCAGAUGUUCUAAUGGAUCCAAGCAUACCGCGUCAUGCAAAACAAGUAAACACUUUGAAUCAUGGCGAGGUCGUAUGUGCCGUUACUAUAAGUCAUCCAACAAGACAUGUGUAUACUGGCGGGAAGGGCUGUGUAAAAGUUUGGGACAUUGACCAACCGGGAAAGUCGCCCAUAAAGAACUUAGAAUGUUUGCGUGAUAACUACAUCCGGUCUUGCAAACUAUUACCAGAUGGUCGAACGUUAAUUGUUGGUGGAGAGGCAAACACGCUUACGAUAUGGGACCUAACUUCGUCGACGAUAAAAAGUGAACUAACAUCGAACGCUCCGGCCUGUUAUGCUCUUGCAAUAAGUCCUGACUCAAAAGUUUGUUUUAGCUGCUGUAGUGAUGGUAAUAUAGCCGUUUGGGAUCUUCACAAUCAAACCUUAGUGAGACAGUUCCAAGGACAUACAGAUGGCGCUAGCUGUAUUGACAUAUCGCCUGAUGGAACUAAAUUAUGGACAGGUGGUCUCGACAAUACUGUACGAUCUUGGGAUCUUCGCGAGGGUAGGCAACUACAACAGCACGACUUUAGUUCGCAGAUUUUUUCACUUGGAUAUUGUCCCUCUGGCGAUUGGCUUGCUGUCGGUAUGGAGAACAGUUAUGUUGAAGUUUUACAUCAAACCAAGGCUGAUAAAUAUCAGCUUCAUUUACACGAAAGUUGUGUAUUGGCAUUAAAGUUUGCCUCGUCAGGAAAGUGGUUCAUUAGUACAGGAAAAGACAACAUUCUUAACGCGUGGAAAACGCCAAUCGGUGUCAGCAUAUUUCAGAGUAAAGAGUCGUCUUCUGUGCUAAGUUGUGACAUCUCAACUGACGACAAAUACAUAGUAACAGGUUCCGGUGACAAAAAAGCGACAUUGUAUGAAGUUAUGUACUGAUGGGGUUGAUCUGAGAUAACACGGUUCAUAGUGUUGUCAUGAUCCCAGAGUGACCACCACAAGAACCUAGAUGAUGUCACCACGGAUGAGAAUAGAAGAUGCGACAAAGACAUGAUUGAUGAAGUAUUGCGUUUAUGAGGAGAUAGAGCGCACUGCGAAAUUUCUUGCGCUAUGAAAUGUGACCCACCGACCAGCCUACGGUAGAUGUGUAGAUAUUUUUACCAUAAACGAUUCGCCUGGUUUAGAUUUUAAAUUUGUAUUUAUGUGUAAAAGAAGGUUAAGCGAGUCGAAAAUAUUUAUAUCGUUAGCUAAACACAAACGACAUUCUUACGAACUUUGUAAAUAUGGUAUGAGUCCAAUUUUAAAUUUUUACUUAUGA
This is a messenger RNA of Xenia sp. Carnegie-2017, 2852 nucleotides long. RefSeq names its product transducin-like enhancer protein 3. The transcript is spliced from 20 exons. The coding region runs from base 365 to 2473 and encodes 702 amino acids. Gene Ontology annotation, biological process: negative regulation of canonical Wnt signaling pathway; regulation of DNA-templated transcription. NCBI's taxonomy places the organism in Eukaryota, Metazoa, Cnidaria, Anthozoa, Malacalcyonacea, Xeniidae. Gene Ontology annotation, cellular component: nucleus; transcription regulator complex. Gene Ontology annotation, molecular function: protein binding; transcription corepressor activity. The record is from RefSeq and is a predicted model, not a curated record.